This is a messenger RNA of Knipowitschia caucasica, 435 nucleotides long. The record is from the annotation of a GenBank genome assembly. Lineage: Eukaryota; Metazoa; Chordata; Actinopteri; Gobiiformes; Gobiidae.
AUGGAAAUGACCAGAGGAACCUCAGAGGAACCUCAGAGGAACCUCAGAGGAACCUCAGAGGAGCCUCAGAGGAACCUCAGAGGAACCUCAGAGGAACCUCAGAGGAACCUCAGAGGAACCUCAGAGGAGCCUCAGAGGAACCUCAGAGGAACCUCAGAGGAACCUCAGAGGAACCUCAGAGGAACCUCAGAGGAACCUCAGAGGAACCUCAGAGGAACCUCAGAGGAACCUCAGAGGAGCCUCAGAGGAACCUCAGAGGAACCUCAGAGGAACCUCAGAGGAACCUCAGAGGAACCUCAGAGGAACCUCAGAGGAACCUCAGAGGAACCUCAGAGGAACCUCAGAGGAGCCUCAGAGGAACCUCAGAGGAACCUCAGAGGAGCCUUUGCUCUACUGGAUGGAUUUUAUUUCAUGUUUAAAACAUCUCAAUACUGA